AGGGUGUGGCUCAGGACGUUUAGGAAAGCCGGUGCGCUUGACUGAUGCCGCCAGCAUCGGCGCAAGUGCAGGCCGCGUGCUUGAGGCCUGAUGGGUCGCUGUGCAGCAUCCCCAUCUCCUUGCGGAACUUGGUAGUAACGGGCACCAGCAGCAUGGCGGAGUGCGGCGAACGCUUGGCUCAGCAGUUGAGCUUCGGGCAUUUUGCUGUGCCCGGUGAUGUGAUGAAACCUGAGGUGCGCCUGAGCGAGGUCGCGGGUGUCAGUGUCAUGGUUUUGCAGAUGCGAAAUCUAGACAGAGGCUACUUGCUCGCCGUCAGGCCCAGCAAGGGCCUGCCGCCCUUUCCAGAGAACACCGUGGCAAACAGGAUGCUGCACAAUCAGCAGCUGCGGGUCUUCGGAUGCGCUUUGGUGAUGCGUCAUACCUACUCAGCCCAGACAGCGACGAACAGCUACAUUCCCGUCUCCAUUGCAGAUGCCAACGCCUUGAUCCAGGCGUUGCCUGGUAGCGCUGCGCUUCUCGCAGAGGCUCAGAAGCUUGCAGCAGCACGGAAGGCAGAACGAGAGCUGGUGCAGGAGUUCACCGCCAGGCCGCUGGGUGAAUCGGCGGCUGCGGCCGCCAAAGCUUCAGGUCAAAGCUUCAGCCUGCGCUCCUUUGGGAUGACUUCCGGCGGAUCGGCUGCAAGAGAUGCAGCAUCACUGACAGCAACAGCUGCGAAAGCCUCGGCAAAACCAGCCCCGAAGGCCCAGCCACCAGUCGCGAAGCCCACGUCGCAUCCGACGCCUGCGACAGCCCAGCCCAAGGCCUCGCAAGCCCCGCCCCCGGCUGCAAAGGCCAAGUCGCCUGUUGGAGCUGGCACCAGCCGCUUGCCAGAGCCUUGCCCCAUUUGCGCCAACACUUACCAGCUGACUCGUCACAUGAAGCAGAAGGCCAAGUGCUGCAAGCAGCGGGUCUGCUCUGAGUGCAGCACGGAGGUCUUGAAGCUCGCUGGCGAGAGGCGUGCGCCCUGCCCCUUUUGCCGUCACAGGCCGUUGGAAGUGCAGACAGCAUCGGACCUCGAGGACGAGCCGGAGGUUGAAGAAGCGCGGCAAGCCCGUUUGGCUGAAGAUCGUCAGCUGGCCCAGGUCUUGCAGCACAUUGAGGACGAGGGUAUGGAGACCUUUGCCAGCCGCCUUCGCCAGAAUCGCCAGAAUCCGACCCGUCCAGCCAAAACAUGGCUGUCCGUGGCACACGAAGGCAGAGUCACGGCCCUUGAGGCGGAAGUGGCGCAGCUGCGCGCCUUGCUCGGAGCUCGGCAAGCCAUGCCUCGCGUGAGCUCAACUUCCGGGUCCAGCGCCACCAACCAGGCCUCAGGCUACGCACCGGCGCUCAAGACCGUACUUUGCCGGUACUAUGAGGCGGGCCGUUGCUCACAAGGAUCUGCCUGCGCGUACGCUCACGGGAAGGGUGAGUUGCGGCGGGCAGACUCCGCACACGGCACACCUGCCACCUACAAGACCCUGCUUUGCGAGUUCCACGAGAGGGGCAUGUGCAGGCGUGGCUCCCAAUGCACUUUUGCCCAUGGACGCAAUGAGUUGCGAACCACAUCAGGGCAACCGCAAGGAGCUAGCGGUGUCGCUGUGGUGCAUGGCAGUGGCUCGGCAUCUGCACUUCGACGUGAACCUGCCAACUACAAGACCCUGCUUUGCGAGUUCUACGAGCGUGGGUCUUGCAAAUAUGGCUCCCAAUGUACCUUCGCGCAUGGACGCAAUGAGUUGCGAGCCACAUCAGGGCAAACUCAAGGAUCCAGCAGCGCAGUGAAGACUUGGCUUGCAGCACGUAGUCUUUGUUGUCAAGCAGGGCUGGGCACACUCCCUGCCCGCAGCAUGGAGGGACAGACAGAGAUCGCUGCGUGGCGCCAACGCUUGCAAGAUGCCAAAUCUGCCAGGCAAGGAUUCGCUUUCCCAGCAUCACUCAGUCCAGCGGAUCGCAAGGUCAUACAUUUGCUUUGCGAGGAGCUUGGCAUUGUGCAUGAAUCACGUGGCGAAGGCGCCGACCGUCGCAUCCAUGUCUCUUUUGAACGUGCCUCGAGCCAUGGGUCCAAUCACAGCGAUUACGAAGAUUACGAUGACUUCUUUGACAGCUACGGCUAUGACCCGGACAGCCUGAGUGAUUGACUUGGCCUAUGCAUGAGCAGUUUGUUGAAUCGGAAUGGAGUACGGCUAUCUGCUAGCGUGGGAUAGUCUUGUAGUCCACCUCGUUUCAGCGCGUGGCCGAAGCUAAAAGUCCGAGCCAGG
Molecule: messenger RNA, 2273 nt
Organism: Effrenium voratum
Lineage: Eukaryota; Dinophyceae; Suessiales; Symbiodiniaceae
Source: the annotation of a GenBank genome assembly